AAACGUCAUAUCCCGGAAGUGCUGCUGCUUCACCUGUGUCGCUAACAGACACGGAACUGCUUAGCUUCCACACUAAAUUCUUCCUCUCUUAACCCUAAAAACUAUACAGGUUCGCGUCCCUUUAUGACACUGGACUUUCUCCACAUAUUAGGUGAUCGGCAUGUUGCCAGUGGUGGUGGUCCACGGAGGGGCGGGUCAAAUCCCGAAGCAGCGCACUGAACAGUCCACACUAGGCGUGUGUACCGCAGUGCGAGCAGCCUACACCAUCCUGCGGGGAGGAGGCAGCAGCAUGGAUGCUGUGGUGGAGGCUGUGACACAGAUGGAGGAUAAUCCUUCAUUCAAUGCAGGGCACGGGUCUGUGUUGAACGCUAAAGGGGGGGUGGAAAUGGACGCCAUCGUGAUGGAGGGUAAAACACUGGGAAGCGGCGCAGUGUCUGCUGUGCGCAACAUUGCCAACCCUGUUCAGCUAGCAAGACUGGUUAUGGACAAGACCAGCCAUGCGUGUCUGACAGCAGAGGGCGCCAGUCAGUUUGCCCGGGCCAUGGGUGUCCCCGAGGUCCCCGAAGAGUCCCUCAUCACGGAGUAUUCACGCAUGCGCUGGACAAAGAACUUGGCCCCAGAAGCUAACCCUGUGGAGUGCCAAAUGGGAAAGAUGGGAACCGUCGGAGCCGUGGCGGUCGACAGCGAGGGCAACAUUGCCUGUGCGACCUCUACUGGUGGAAUGCUGAACAAGAUGGAGGGACGAGUCGGCGACACCCCCUGCAUAGGUAGUGGAGGUUACGCUGACAACAAUGUGGGCGCAGUGUCGACUACAGGCCACGGAGAGGCCAUCAUGAAAGUCACUCUGGCGAGACUCAUCCUCUUCCACAUGGAGCAAGGUCACUCUGUAGAGGCAGCCAGUGAUUUGGGUCUGGCCUAUAUGAAGUCCAGAGUGGCUGCGCUGGGCGGGGUGGUGACCGUGGACCCUCGGGGCCACUGGGCCGCCCGGUUCUCCAGCCGGCAAAUGUCUUGGGCCGCAGCCCAGAAAGACACGCUGCACUAUGGUCUUUACACGGGGGAACAUUUCACACAGAGCAUCGAUCAUCCGCACUGAUAAAUAUAUAUAUAUCUAUAUAUAUAUAUAUAUAUAUAUAUAUAUA
Solea senegalensis (Senegalese sole) is the source of this 1139-nucleotide messenger RNA. It is a transcript of the gene asrgl1, whose product is annotated as asparaginase and isoaspartyl peptidase 1. The coding region runs from base 161 to 1093 and encodes 310 amino acids. Gene Ontology annotation, molecular function: asparaginase activity. The transcript is spliced from 7 exons. NCBI's taxonomy places the organism in Eukaryota, Metazoa, Chordata, Actinopteri, Pleuronectiformes, Soleidae. The record is from RefSeq and is a predicted model, not a curated record.